Molecule: messenger RNA, 1545 nt
Organism: Lindgomyces ingoldianus
Lineage: Eukaryota; Fungi; Ascomycota; Dothideomycetes; Pleosporales; Lindgomycetaceae
Product: putative swollenin
Exons: 6
Coding region: 1-1467 (488 amino acids)
Biological process (GO): carbohydrate metabolic process
Cellular component (GO): extracellular region
Molecular function (GO): cellulose binding
Source: RefSeq, a predicted model, not a curated record
AUGUAUCAGCCCCAAGAGAUGCCUGGGAAUAUCGGACCGUGCCAAAAGUGUCAAGCCAUCUACCAAGUUAAGAUGUUUUCCAUUGGUAAACAGUGCGGUGGCGCUUUAUACACCGGUUCAACAUGUUGCGUAAACGGCUAUAUAUGCGUUAAGCAAAACGAGUAUUACUCCCAAUGUCUACUCGCAAAUGUACCUUACGUUCCCCCACACCUCGUGAGCGCCAAAUCCCAACCUAGCACAUCCACACCCCCAGCCUUGGUCACCAUCUCAACACCCUAUAAAACCACGAUCAGUCUAAACCUCGCAGCGACAAAGACCCACACCCAAGCAGCAUAUCCCUCCGGUGGCGGCGGAUGCAGCGGUGUUGCCUUGGUAGAUAAUGUCUGCUGUCCAGCAUACUGCUCAAACGACAUGCGAUCUGAAGGCUGUGGAAAUGGGUGUUCGGGGAAAUGUACGACGCCGCCGUCAGAAAUGUGUAAGAGUGGGACGAUGUGGCCGGAGGUGCAUAGCUUGGGGAGUAAUGAGAGUUGGCAUUAUAGCCGUUCAACACACUACGGUAUCACGAGCGCCGGAGCCUGUGGCUAUGGGCUCUAUGGAAUGUGCACCCGAGGCGGAGCUAAAGAACCUUGGGUCGAUGACAUGCUAAGGGGAGCUUGCGAUGCGUUUUGUACGGCGUAUCCGGCACUGUGCCAGGAUCCUGCUGGUGUUAGACUGCGGGGAAACUUUGCGGCGCCGAAUGGAGAUUAUUACACUCAGUUUUGGGGUUCGUUGCCUGGAGAGAGAGAUAAUUAUCUCUCUUGCGGCGAGUGCUUCGAACUCAUUCAUACCAAGCCCGAUGGCACAGAUUAUGUCCCAGGUGAAGCCGGAUACACUGAUUCCAUCGUCCUAGAAAUCACAGAUAGCUGCCCUUGCUGGCCGAAUCCGAAAUGGUGCUGCGGCUCAGGCGGUGACCACUGCGGCGAAAUCGAUUUCAAAUACGGCUGCCCCCUCCCCAAAGACUCGAUCCACCUUGACCUCUCCGACAUAGCCAUGGGCCGCCUCCAAGGCAACGGUUCCCAAACCUCUGGUGUGAUUCCAACCCGAUACCGGCGUGUCUCCUGCCCUAAGCCCGGAAACGCAUACGUAUGGGUACACGAUGGCGCUGGGCCGUAUUACAUGCAGCUCUCAGCCAUGAACGCCGCAGGCACCGGAUCCAUCACUAACAUCGAGAUUCGGGGGGACGGGAUGGCGAGUUGGAUGACGCUAGUGCAGCAGCCAGAUUUCUUGAGCAGUCGGCCUCAGGAGAGAUAUGGUGCGUGGCAGUUUCCAAAAGAUGUUGGGCCGAUCAAGUUGCCGAUUGGGGUGAGGCUGACGAGUGCGACGGGAGAGGUAUUGGGGAAUGAGGGUUUGAUCAAGAGUUUUACGCCACCGGAGAGCGCGCCGAAGGGGUCGUGGUAUUUGGAUAUGGGAGUGCAGUUCAGCCGGUGACGAUUAAGGAAAAAUAACCAGGGAGAUUUAUUGUCGGAUGGGAAGAAUAGAAAACUGAUGCUGACGAGGAGAAAGCUG